Molecule: messenger RNA, 2770 nt
Organism: Xyrauchen texanus (razorback sucker)
Lineage: Eukaryota; Metazoa; Chordata; Actinopteri; Cypriniformes; Catostomidae
Product: peptidase inhibitor 15-A-like
Exons: 6
Coding region: 178-966 (262 amino acids)
Cellular component (GO): extracellular region
Source: RefSeq, a predicted model, not a curated record
GUAUAAAAACCGGCAGCGCGUCUCAGCAGGGACAGUGCAGUUCUCUCGGGUUCUCAGAGAAUACAACCAAAGCUUUCUGCUGUUCAGACGCAGGGAAACAGGAGACGUGUUUAUAUCCAUAGACUACUCUAGCAGUUCUCAGAAGGAAAUUCUGCGGAAGGAAUACCUCUCACCACAAUGUCAAUCAUGAAUGAAAACCGCUUGGCUAUCGACAUUCUCUUGUGUGUAUUCUUUGGAGCAAGUGCACUGGCAGCCUUCAAUCCAACGCUGUCUUCAUCCCUGCCAUCGACCAAUUUCACUGAUAUUGGCUCCGCGCCUCCUAAAUACCUCACCGAGGCUACAAACCUUGCCAAACCCAGACGGAAGCGUUAUAUUUCCCAGAAUGACAUGAUUGCCAUUCUUGAUUAUCAUAAUAAAGUCAGAGGAAAUGUGUCCCCCCCAGCAUCAAAUAUGGAGUAUAUGGUGUGGGAUGACACUCUUGCAAAGACAGCUGAGCAAUGGGCAUCCACAUGUAUUUGGGAGCAUGGUCCUCGCAGUCUUCUCAGAUUUCUAGGCCAGAACCUCUCAGUCCGAACAGGAAGGUAUAGGUCCAUUGUGCAGCUGAUGAAGCCCUGGUAUGAUGAAGUGAAGGAUUACUCUUUUCCCUACCCACGAGACUGCAAUCCCAGAUGUCCCCUUAAGUGCUAUGGGCCUAUGUGCACUCAUUAUACACAAAUGGUUUGGGCAACUUCAAAUAAAGUAGGAUGUGCCAUCAACACUUGCCAUAAUAUGAAUGUCUGGGGCUCAGUAUGGAAGAGAGCAACAUACUUGGUGUGCAACUAUUCUCCAAAGGGGAACUGGAUUGGUGAGGCUCCAUAUAAAGUAGGUGUUCCUUGCUCCAUGUGUCCUCCAAGCUAUGGAGGAUCAUGCAGUAACAACAUGUGCUUUCCUGCUGUAAACUCAAAUUACCUGCACUGGUUCAAAUAAACACAGACAGAAAAAUGCACAUGCCUCAUCACAGAGACACUCUCCCUGAUGGGAAUUUGCACAACAUUCCUGCAUCACCCUGUUUUGUACAUAUGGGCCAUAUACAGGACCAUAGUUGUAAGGCAGCAAGUGUUUACAUUUUUUUAAGAAAUGUGUACAUAAAUUAUUUUACAAUGUUUAAACUAUGUAUUGGAAAUACAGUUUAUUUCCAGAGAGGGACUGUACUGUGAUCAAUCGAGACAUGAUUGGUGCUUACAUUUUUCAGAGUAACUGCAGUCAGUUACCACUAUGAUAGCAUUAGACUUGACUCCCAUUAAGUGUUGUUGGCAAGUCUAACAUUUCAAAUUGUCUGUAGUCCCAAACUUGGUUUGAUGGGUGUCCAGAACACCAAACCUGUUCUAUUCUGUUGGAUUCAUAGGUAAAGACAUUGUUGAACGUGUCUGAAAGGUCAACCCUGGCUAUUCUGUUGGCUGGUUUUGGAUUCUUUUCAGCUGAAAGUCUAGUGAGACCAGCUAAGGAGACCAGCUUAAACCAGCUAAGACCAGCAAACCAGCUUAAAUAUAUAUCUUAUGUUUAAGUAAAGAUUGAUCAACUGACAUUGGAUCAAGUACUCUGCUUUGUUUUAUGUCAUAUUUAUUAACCCUGAGGGUUACGAGAAUUUUGGUGCUUCAGAUGAACUAUUAAGCUUCUCUUGAACUGGAGUGUAACACUGCCAGGGGUGGACUGGGAAGAGAAAUCAGCCCAGGAUUUUAUAUAGAAACUUGCGCUGUUCUAGUCUGCAUAUCACUGCCCCUUUUAGCAUAUUGCGGUGGCAUUUUGUGGCCCAUUCUGCAUAACGCGGCGGCUCAUUUAAGCUUAUCGCGGCCCAUUCUGCACAUUUCGCGGCCGGCCCGCCCGGUUCUACUGAUGGCCAGUUCGCCUCUGAUCGGCCCACCAGGAAAAUGCCCGGUAUGCCAGAUUACCAAUUCAGCCCUGUCCACUGAUAUGAUUUAUUCACUGCCAUCCUCAGUGACGCUUUGCUUUGGGUCUUCCUUCUUGGAAUGUGUCCAGAUGCUAAAAGCGUAAAGCCUGCAAAAGUGUGUUGGGGCUUAGAAAUUUUGAAAUGUAGAUUAGGACCCAGCAUGUUGUUAGGCAGAGCAUUGAACAAGAUGGCUAAUCAUGCUGUACCCUCAUGGAAUGUUGAUGCGGUUUAUGAAAAACAUUUUGAUAUGUAAUCGCACCUUAAAUUUUUGUUAUUUUAUUUUUAUGUAUUUGUAAUUAGAAGGCUUUUAUUGUUGGUGAUUUUAACUUUUGUACAUACAUUUAUCAUAAAGUUAGCAAUAUGGUUAGUGUAUAACAAUGGCACUCUGUUGGGGGAAAUGCAUUGCAUUGUUUUGAUGUCUUUUUGAACGGCAUCACACAAGCACUUAGGGAAUCUAGCAGGCAAUACUUUGCAGCAGUGUGCAUAUAGAGGAGGUGAUUUAUAGGGCCAUACCUUUUCCCUCUACAGAUUUAAGAUGUCCAACAUGACAUCAGUGCCAUUGUAUGACACGUUCUGUACGUGAAUUUGAAAAAUUCUCUGAAGGCUGGUUCACACUGCUCCAACUAACAUCAGCAAACACUCAACCAUUGUUGGGUUUUGUUGGAUCUGGUGUUGACUCUGUUGGCAUUUGUUUGGGGAGUGGGAAUAUGUUUCCCAGCAUUCUACAUCCAGCAGCCAACUUCAGAAUAGUUGGCAUUUGUUGGACAAAGUAAACCAGCAUUCAUGUUUUUUUUUUUUAUGAUGUCAUAAUCAGACUGUAUUUUGAAAAAAUCUUUGUAGAAC